Vombatus ursinus (common wombat) is the source of this 995-nucleotide messenger RNA. RefSeq names its product C-C motif chemokine 5-like. NCBI's taxonomy places the organism in Eukaryota, Metazoa, Chordata, Mammalia, Diprotodontia, Vombatidae. Gene Ontology annotation, molecular function: CCR chemokine receptor binding; chemokine activity. Gene Ontology annotation, cellular component: extracellular region. The record is from RefSeq and is a predicted model, not a curated record. The transcript has 3 exons. Bases 91 to 366 code for a protein of 91 amino acids. Gene Ontology annotation, biological process: positive regulation of ERK1 and ERK2 cascade; cellular response to tumor necrosis factor; inflammatory response.
UUAUAAAUGAGGGGAUGAGCCCCAGAAAACAGCAAGGCAGAAAGCCUUUCAGCUUGAUUUCUUCUUCUCCAGGGUCUUGAGACCAGCAUCAUGAAAGUCUUUGCUGCAUUCUUCUCCAUCCUUCUUGUCAUUGGCACCCUCUAUUCUCCAGCAGUCUCCUCCCCAUAUGCCUCAGACACCACACCUUGUUGUUUCUCCUUCACCACUGUACCAAUUCCCAUGAACCAUAUCAAAGAAUACUUCUACACCAGCAGCAGAUGCGGCAACCAGGGUGUGGUCUUCAUCACCCGGAAAAACCGGCAGCUCUGUGCCAACCCUGAGAAGAAAUGGGUACGCAGUUACAUCAACUCCUUGGAGAUGAGCUAGAGAGGAAAGUCCCCUUGGCCUGGACAUCCAGCUUCCCCAGUCCUCAGCACACCCUCCACAAAGCUUCCAAGCUGAUAAUCCUGAAGCCCAUACCUGACUAUGUAACAGCCCAGCUCAAAAAACUUUGAAUGGCUUUCUAUUGCUUCUGGCACCAAGAUGCAACUUCCUCUGGGAUAUUUAAAGCCCUUCACCACCUGGCAUCAACCUAUUUCUCCAGGACAAUUCCAUGUCUCACUCUCUCUCAGGUCCUCUAUACCCCAGCCAUGCCGGCCUGUACACAAUCCUUUUCCCACCUGGGUACCUCUUCCCAGGUUGUCCUGGGCUCUUGGAAUGCUCUCCAUGCUCACUCCCAGCUCUUGGAAUUCUGAGCUUCCUUCAAGGCUUUUCUCAAGCACCACCUCCUACGUGAAGCCUUUCAUGAUUCCUCUUGACCCACAUUAGUGCUUCCUCCCGCCUUCCAAACUACUUUGUAUUUUUUUUGUAUUUGUCUUGUAUUUACUUACCUGUGAAUCUAUAGCCUCUCUCCCCCAGGUCCUAUGUCAAUUCCUUGAUGGGCAGAGAUUGUUUUUGUAUUUGAAUCCCCAGUACCUAGUACAGGACCAAGUAUGUAGUAGAAGCUUAAUAAAUAC